Molecule: messenger RNA, 612 nt
Organism: Serpula lacrymans var. lacrymans S7.9
Lineage: Eukaryota; Fungi; Basidiomycota; Agaricomycetes; Boletales; Serpulaceae
Exons: 2
Coding region: 20-490 (156 amino acids)
Source: RefSeq, a predicted model, not a curated record
AUUCACAAUUUUCCACACCAUGUCCAGCUCACAAUUUUCACAACAUCAUUCUCUUGAGGGAAACAACAGUCUCCGUUCUGCCGACUAUACCUCCACCACUGGAAACUUUAAUCAAGGCAUCAUUGAUGGGAGACCAGAGGGUCGCCAACCAGAGCCUUCUGCAGUGACGGUAGACGAGUAUGUCGACAAGGACGCAUCUGCCACAAACUCCUCGCCCGACCAUCCUCCCGUCCCGACCGCGUCCAGCACACUCACCGGUGCCACCUCUGCCGACGUCAACCAGGGGUAUGGACACCCCGGCCAAGGCAUGUCGAGCAAGGAGAUGAGACAUGAUGGUCAGCCUGGCCGGAAGCGACACGGGCAAGGAGUUGAACAGUUUGGAGAGGGGAUGGCGGGUGAGCAAGGUCGGGGGAGUGGAGCGGUUAGGAUCGAUGGAGCUAGCGAGAGACGGUUUGUUGCGGGACGGAACGAGCUCGAUGAAGAGCAGUGAAGGGAGUGGUGACGGAUUUAGGUAGAACGAUCAGAAGUGUCUGAGGAAGAUAGUAGACAUCUUGCGACCCAUCUGUAUCAUAGCAUUUGUUAAAGGUCACCAUGAUCAUCGUUUUCGGUGUU